Messenger RNA from Cylicocyclus nassatus, 480 nucleotides. The record is from the annotation of a GenBank genome assembly. NCBI's taxonomy places the organism in Eukaryota, Metazoa, Nematoda, Chromadorea, Rhabditida, Strongylidae.
AUGCUGCUCGCUGCCAGUUUCCGUAUCUAUAUAGUCCCAGUACGACUAAUACUAGGUCGUUCAUACGAAAACUCAUGGAUUCGGUCAAUUGAAACCUUUUGUUUUGCUGCGGAACAACUUUUUGUCUUUCAACUAGACACAGCAAUCUUUCUUAUCUCAGUUGAACGGCUUAUAGCUACAGUGCAUGUAAAGCACUACGAAUAUAUGUUCAGAACAGCUGCACAUAAAGUCGUUCUUAUUACCCUCUUUGUAAUUCUUGACUGCGUUUGUUCGUACUUCUUCUUCUCUGAUGCCAACCUGUACCACGGAUCAAUUACGCUUAUGUACUUCAGUGGUAUAGCAACUACAACAAGAAUCACGGGUUUCGCUGUUAAGAUAACUCUAGCUAACUUCGUCUUUCAAGCACCAAUAAAUGCGAUUCUCGUCUCCCUGGACCUGGCUGAUCUCUACGCAUUUAGCUUACCACCAACCUUCCAGUAA